Passer domesticus (house sparrow) is the source of this 5661-nucleotide messenger RNA. Its product is annotated as olfactory receptor 14A16-like. Gene Ontology annotation, biological process: G protein-coupled receptor signaling pathway. The transcript is spliced from 2 exons. Gene Ontology annotation, cellular component: membrane. NCBI's taxonomy places the organism in Eukaryota, Metazoa, Chordata, Aves, Passeriformes, Passeridae. The coding region runs from base 4729 to 5661 and encodes 310 amino acids. The record is from RefSeq and is a predicted model, not a curated record. Gene Ontology annotation, molecular function: olfactory receptor activity; G protein-coupled receptor activity; odorant binding.
AGCAGCAGCAGCACGGUGCCCUGCCCAAGGCUCUGCCAUGAGGGGCUGUCCCUACAUGCAGGUGAAAGAGCCAGCCCCGGGUGCAGCAUUUCUGCCCCAACCCUUAUCCCCAGCCCAGCCUCCCCGCCACGUGUGCACUCACCACUUGCCCAAGCAAUACAGGGCCAGCGUUACCUUCUGGGGCCUUGUGUAGCUGCCCUCAUUGUGGCUUGGCCCCAUGAUGUCUUGGAUGGCACAGUACACCACAGCCAGCCCAGCCCCACCCCACUCUUUGUCCCCACCCCAGCUCAGACUCUUGAAGGGGCCCUGGGGUGGCUGGGCCAGCCUUUCAGUGAAUCUUCUUCAAAGAACUCCUCUUGGUCUUUCUCUUGUCUUUCUUAUCAGCGGCCCUCUAUUGGCAGUCUCACACAUAUCCAUGUUGGAAGGCACCCUUGAGGAUCAUGGAGUCUAAACCUUGACUCCACGCUGAGCUUCAGUUAAAUCUCUGAGUCUACAAAAGGUGCAUGUUGGUUUCAGGCUUGCUGCUUUUCUGAACGAUGAGCAUGACAGCAUCCUCUUGCUUGCCCACAACCACUUGGGUACCAGGCCUCUGGGAGAGCGCUUGUUUUUUCUGCUCUGGAAAGAGUUUCCCAGCACAAUCACAAGAUGUUCUGCAGUAGAAAGAUGUAUUUGGGGUCACCACUUCCAGAUGCAUUGAUCUGUCUUUCUGUGCAUAAACAGGCACAGCAACAAAGACUGCAGUGAUGAGCUGCCUUUGAAGAGUCACAGGCUGGUGUUGUUGGCCUUAGCCAUGGUUCCUAACCAAAAAUGCUCAACCCCAUCAGCACCAUCAGUAAGCUCUAGACAGCUGGAAUGGAUGGUGACCUUACACUGAUGGUGACCCCAGCACCUAUCCUUCCCUUCCUGUCCCUUCUGCAGUGUUACAAAUACAUAAAACAGAGGGAGCAUGUUAGAGGGGGCCAUAGAGUUGGCAGUUCAGGCAGUUUGUACCUUCCGAAUACCGCAGGCAGUGGGAGAAGAAAGAGGUUGAUGCACCUGGGAAUUAGGAUAAAAAAGGAAGUUUCACCCUUGUCCUGAGUCUCAGCAAUUCCAGACACCCCAUGGGAAAUGUCCCUUGGCCUCUCCUUUUACUCCAAUAACAUUACAGGACCCCUCUGUGUCUUUCCUGGACCCAAUCACUGGUGUUGUGAAGGUUUUUCCACCCAGGGAGACACCCUUCUCCUUCAGUGCCCAUUCUCCAGCUCUUCUCUGCUUUCUAAUGCACCUAGAAGCCCGUGUCCUUGCUGCUGCAUGGAUCUCCCACGGCUCUCUGCCAGCCGUACUCCAGAGCUCCCAGCUCCAGCUGGCAGGGCCUCAGCGCCUGCCCUGUGCCCUCCUUUCCUGACAGUCACAGCAGGCCCUGCUUGCUGCCCUCAUGGUGGCACUCCUGGCCCCAGUGAUCUCCAAGGCCUUCUCUGGGGGCACCUUCCUGCGGCCUUUCAGUCCCUCACAAGGCCCAGCAGAGACCUGAGAGGGGCUGUGGACAAGGGCCUGCAGGGACAGCACCACGCCCAGUGGCUUCCCACUGACAGCGGGCAGGCUUGGGCUGGAGAUGUGCAAGAAAUUCUUGCCUCUUAGGCUGCUGAGGCCCUGGCCCACGCUGCCCACAGCAGCUGUGGCUGCCCCAUCCCUGGCCAUGUUCCACAAUCCGUCCUUAGGAAUGGGUUUCGUGAUGGUUUGUUAAUUGAUCUCAGAGUGCAAAAAACCUACACGGCAAGGGAGUUUGCAGUAAUAAUAAAAAAUAAAUCUACCUUUAUUGAAUGGCCACAGGAAAAUGUUCUAGGGGGGACAGGGAAAAAGGGAAGAAUAGGGGGAAAAAAAGAGAGAGAAGAAGAGAAAAGAAGGUAUGUAGCUACCAAACGUAGAGAGACAAAGUCCUUCAAAGUCUUCAGUCAUUGGAGUUCACCUGGUCACAUCAGGGGAGAUCUCAGAGAUACUGGUCAACUCAAGCUUCUGUUGUAGUCCUUUUUGGUGGGGGAAGGGGACAAGUGCAGAAAUGGAAUCAAAUGUAAUAAAGAGUAGUCUAUUGUAAUUGCUGAUGGAAAGAUAAAAAAAAAGAGAAGGCAUUGAAGAAGGGUACAGAUAGUCCAUAUUCUCAGCAGUAGGUAAGAACCAUUGUCUUCUUGGUCCAAUGGUUACUCCUGCAAGCAAACAUCUCACUUUGGUCAGCUUGCCUCCCCCACACAGCUCCCCCACGUUAGGGGUUUCAAUCUCAGUCCUUGGGAGGAGGGGGAGCUCCUCCAUAUAGGGGUUUCAUGUCUCAGUCCUUGAGGGAGAGGCUUCUCCCAUCUCAGUCUGUCUGUCACAGUGGUUGUAAAACAGAUGAAGGGUCUCCCAUGGGGACCACCAAGAGUUACCCCAGAAAAGUCCAGCCAAGCUGAGAGGUGGGGAAAUUCCAGGGCUAUUGGUGUGAAAUGGGUGCAGGCAAAAAAGGACAAGGUGCCCCUUUUCCUUUUCAUUAGGUUCAGUGUUCCAUGGCAGCAAACACACCUGCAAAUAGCUUGGCAAGCCAGAAGCUCUGCUCAGGCCUCAGGAUCUUGACAAGCAACCAUCUCAAGCAAAGCCAGAAUUCCAGUCAGGGUCUUUACAGUGGUCCUGAUGUCUGCUCUUGAGACAGUUGUGAGGCAAAAUGAGGGGAACUUCAGACCGUCUCUCACAGGGCUGCUUCUCAUCUGCCCAUGAAGCACUGGGGCUCUGGGCUUUCCUUCCUAAGGGAGAGAGCUGUCCUUCUCCACCAGGGGCCCAUGGCCAAAACUGGGAUUCCUUGCCAAAUUUCCUUAAAUGCAAAGAUUGUUCCCAGAUGAAAUCUGCCAGGAGAGACAGAUUUGGCUGCUUUGGAUACCCAGGGGCCAUCUCUCAUCUGCCUUUGAAACACUGGGACCAUGUGCUUUUCUUUCUUAUGGGGAAAAAAACCAUCCAUCUCGAGCAGGCACCCAUGACCAAAAUUGGGAAUCUGCCUCCAAAAUUCCCUGUAUCCAAGGAUAGCUCCCAGGCAAAAGCUGCCAGGACAAGUCUGGCUGGACUUGGCUACCUGAAGAGCUGGCACUCAUCUACCUUUGAAACACUGGGGCUCUGUGCUUUCCUUGCUAAAAUAAAGAACUCUUCUUCCUGUCCAGGUGCCCAUGGCCAAAACUGAGAUUCCAUCUCCAAAAUGCCCUAUGUCCAAGGAUAGUCCCUAGAUGAAAGGUGCCAGGAUAGAGAGGUCUGGCUGGCUUGGCCUAUGGGUGGCCACCUCUCAUCUUUUUUUAGAACACUUGGAAUUCACGCUUUUCUUUCCAAGAGGAAAAAACUAUCCAUCUUGACCAGGCAUCCGUGGCCAAAACUGGGAUUGCACCUCCAAAACUCUGUACAUCCAAGGAUUGCUCCCCAGUGGAAGCUGCCAGGACAGACAAGUCUGACUGCCCUUGGCCUCUUGGGGGCUGCCUCUUACCUCCUUUCCAAACACCGGGACUCAGGGCUUCCCUUCCAAUGGAAAAGAAUCAUUCUUCUUCUCAAGGUGUCUGUGGUCAAAAUUGAGAUUCCUCCUCCCAAAUUCCAUAUAUCCAAGGAUUCCUCAAUGACAAAAGUUGCCAGGACAAACAGGUCUAGCUGGCUUGGCCUCCCAGGAGCCACCUGUCUCCUCUUCUGCCUUUGAAAUUCUUGGGCUCUGCAUUUUCCUUCCUAUGGAAAAGAACCAUCCUUCUUAUCUACACAGAAAUGGCUGAAAUUGGGAUUCCACCUCACAAAUUCCCUAUGUCCAAGGGUUGCUUUCAGACAAAAGCUACCAGGACAGAGAGGCCUGGCUAGCCUAGGCCUCUGAUGGCCACCGUUCAUCUGCCCCUCAAACACCAGUGUUCCAUGCUUUCCUUCCUAUAGAGAAGAACUGUCCUUCAUCUCUGGGUGUCCAUGUCUGAAAUUGGGAUUCUACCUCCAAAAUUCUGUAUAUCCAAGGGCUGCUCCCAGGCAAAAUCUGCCAGUACCAUCAAGUCUGGCUGGCCUUGGCCUCUGGUGAUUGCCCCUACAACACUGGGGCUUGGUUCUUUCCUUCCCAUGGAGAUCCCUGGGACACUGUGGGGACCUCAUGGAACCAAGGGGAUCAUUGUGGCUCCACUGGAGCCCAUGGAACCAAGGGGCCGUGGUGACACAGCAGGGCUUCAUGGAACCUAGAGACCAUUAUGGCUCUGUGGGACCUGAUGGAACCAUGGAGAGCAUUAGGACCCUUCAAGGCCUCAUGUCACCAAGGGGGAAUUAUGACACCUCAGGGCCUCAUGGAAGCAAGGGACCAUUGGGACACUAUGGGGCCCCAUGGAGCCAAUGGAACAUGGAACAGGUCUGGUUGGCUUGGCCUCCCAGGGGCCACCUGACAGGUCUGGCUGAUCUUGGAAUGUCAAGGACUGGCUCUCAUCAGCUCCUGGAGCACUGGGGCUGCAUGCUUUCCAUGCUACAGUAAAGAACUAUCCCUCUUUUUAGAUGCCCAUUGGCAAAACUGAUACUUUCCCUAAAAAAUUUCCUCUAUGCAAGGUGGUCACCUCUCAUCUGCCCCUGAAAUACUGGGGCUCUGUUCUUUCAUUCCUUUGGAAAACAACUGGCCUUUCUGCCAAGGGACCAUGGCCAAAAUUAGAAUUUGGUCUCCCAAAUUCCGUAUAUCCAAGCAUUGGUCCCAGACAAAUAUAGCCAGGACAGACAGAUCCCUAUGCCAAGACACUUGAAAUGUCCAACAGCAGCUCCAUCAGCCACUUCCUCCUGCUGGCAUUGGCAGACACGCGGCAGCUGCAGCUCCUGCACUUCUGCCUCUUGCUGGGCAUCUCCCUGGCUGCCCUCCUGGGCAACGGCCUCAUCAUCAGCGCCGUAGCCUGCGGCCACCACCUGCACACGCCCAUGUUCUUCUUCCUGCUCAACCUGGCCCUCAGCGACCUGGGCUCCAUCUGCACCACUGUCCCCAAAGCCAUGCACAAUUCCCUCUGGGACACCACCACCAUCUCCUACACAGGAUGUGCUGCUCAGCUCUUUUUCUUUCUGUUCUUCAUCUCAACAGAAUUUUAUCUCCUGACCACCAUGUGCUACGACCGCUACGUGUCCAUCUGCAAACCCCUGCACUACGGGACCCUCCUGGGCAGCAGAGCUUGUGCCCACAUGGCAGCAGCUGCCUGGGCCAGUGCCUUUCUCACUGCUCUAAUGCACACAGCCAAUACAUUUUCCCUGCCCCUGUGCCAUGGCAAUGCCCUGGGCCAGUUCUUCUGUGAAAUUCCCCAGAUCCUCAAGCUCUCCUGCUCCAAAUCCCACAUCAGAGAACUUGGGCUCAUUGCUGUUAGUGCCUCUUUAUCAAUAUGUUGUUUUUUGUUCAUUGCUUUCUCCUAUGUGCAGAUCUUCAGGGCUGUGCUCAGGAUCCCCUCUGAGCAGGGACGGCACAAAGCCUUUUCCACCUGCCUCCCCCACCUAGCUGUGGUCUCUCUGUUCACCAGCACUGCAGUGUUUACCUACCUGAAACCCCUCUCCAUCUCCUCCCCAUCCCUCGAUCUUGCCCUAUCAGUUCUGUACUCAGUGGUGCCGCCAGCCCUGAAUCCCCUCAUCUACAGCCUGAGGAACCAGGAGCUCAAGGGUUCAGUGUGGAGACUGAUCACUGGAUACUUUCAGGAACAUUAA